AGUUAUGCCGACCAGCUCAAACCGGGUGCCGCCAAAUCGAACCCCGGUUCGAAUUCCGCACGGCCGUGGCCGCAGCAAGCAGGAAACGCAAGAGGAAGAGGAAGAAUCGUCGGAGGACGAGGACGCGGGCCAAGAGGACCAGAAGGAAGAGGCGGAGGAGGAAGAGGAGGAGGUGGAGGAGCUGCCGGGGGAACGCGGGGACACGUCGCUAGGAAAAAAAGGCUCGUGCCGGUGAGAAAGAACAACAUCGGUGCGGCUCAAAGAAGGGAGAGACGCGGAUGGAAAAAAGGAACGAAGGUUAGACGCCGCCUAUGGAUCGGUAAUUGAGAUCCUCUAUCUACGAGUGACAAGACGACCGACCCGAAAUCUUCUUCUGGACCACAGAAAAGAUUUCAACGCCGAGAAACGAACGAGCCGCGCGGUGGCAGCGUCCAGCGAUACAUGAAAUGAAAUUCCUUCGACGAUUCUACUGAUCCAGAAGAGCAGAAGGGCCAGAGCGGUGCGUUUCACGGAAUCCUGGUUCAGGGCUGCGUGAGAUCCUCCGUCAACACCGUGAAAGGAAUCCCUCGGCGGCGGGGGAAGGUGAAGGGGGAGAUAAAGGUCUGGGCGCGUCGCGUCCCCGUAAAAAGAGAAAUUCAAAUUCCGCGGAGAGGCGUGACGGAAUUGUUUCGCCGGACAAGGAGGCGGCGAAAAAUUCGGAGACCGGCGACGAUAAAUUCGGAUCGGCGCGGCGCGGCGGCGCGAAUAAAUCUCGGACGCGUCGAAGCGGCAGGCUUCGGGAGCCGGAAGAGUGUUGACAGAAGAUCGCACGGGAGAAUUCUAGCGGAGGGCCGAAUCAAUUGAAAGAAAUACAGUGGAACAAAAGGAACGUUGAUAAACGGGGUCCCCUGGCUCGGAGGGAACACCCGGAGAAGACUCGGGGCAGUUUGGAGAACGAGACAGCAACAAUUUUAAGUUUGAGAAAUUUCCUGGAAGUUUGGAGAAGUGCGAGAAGGUUUGAAGAGGUUCGAGGAGGUUUGAAGAGGUGCGAGAAGCGGAUCUUCGAAGAAUUGGGAGAAUAUAUGAAGAAGAGAAGGUUUGAAGAAAUGAGGGAAAAUUCGAGGGAAUUUAAUGAGGUUUGAAGCGAAGGUUCAAAGUGUAAGCGCGGGUUUGAAGAAGCGCGAGAAGGUUUGAGGAGGUUCCAAGAAUUGGGAGAAUAUAUGAAGAAGUAAGAGAAGGUUUGAAGCAAAUGAGACACGAUUUGAAGAAAUAAGGGAAGAUUUGAAGGAAUGUGAGCAGGUUUGAAGGAGUACGAGAAGGUUGAAAGUGCAAGCGCAGGUUUAAAGAAGGAAGGGAAUAAAUAAGAGCGAUUGUAGGAACACGAAGGGACGCAAAGAAGAGGAACAGCAAAGAUUAAUGACAAUUUUGGGGAAGAUUACAAGUGGGAGCACCGUAAGAAAAAGGGGCAAACAGGUGCGAGAGAAAGGGCCGAAGAAACAAGUCCGAAGGAGAAGAUCUCGACAGAAGAAAUAAGUUCGAAGAGUUAGGGAUUUCGAAGCAUUUGAACGAUUUAAAAGAAUUCCAAGUUGCAACGAAAUUUUCGGAGAAGCGCAAAUGUAUUUCAGAGAGCGUAAGGAGCAAAGAGAUUAGACGCCGGGGAAAGCUGGACGAAGGAGAGGGAAAGUUUUGUACGAGCACGUAAGUUCGUGGGGAAGAUUUAGGAGAGAAGAGGAUAUUUACCUGGGAAAGGGGCAAACUUUGCUAAAAGUUCGUCCGAGAGAAUAGGGAUAUUAAAAAGCGAGAAUCAUAAGAUAGAAAAGAAUUGAAAUUAUGGAUCUAAAGUACCAUCUCGAGAGGACAAAUUUGCAGGAAUAUCAAAAAUUCACGUGAAACGCUCGGAGAAUCUUGGCUAAGAAAGCUUCGAUUUCAAUUCUUGCUAGGAUUAGGAACUUGAGGCAAAAAAGAGACUUGUUACAGACUGUUGUUAAAUGUAAAAGUCGUGAUUGAUAUCACUCUAAUCGAAUAUUAGAAGCACGCUGAAAAUAAUAGUUGUACAAAAUAGAACUGAAUAUGCUCGAAAAGGAAGAAAAUCGAAUAUCGGAGAAAGAGCUGCGAAGGUAAGAAAAACACCGAGAAAUCGUGGAUAAAACAGCCGGUCCACCGUGAAUUGUAAGAGCAGCGAAACAUAUUCGUUCAAAGAAAACUUGGUAAGAAGUAUAAAGCAAAGUAUUCUACGCGUCGAACACGAGCAGAGAAAGAUUCCCAUUAAACGCAGCAGUAAAACUCGCGAAACGUUCGAAAGAAUCAUAAAGGGAAUCUACGAAAUCAGUUUAAACGGGCGAAGGAAAUUGUAACAACGCGUUCCGUCGAUAGGAAAUGUAGUACAAAUUUGCGGCAGUAUCCCGCGAUAAAAAUCACAAAGUAAUUAGGACGAAAGGGAAACCUGAAACGAGCGUAAAAUAAAUGAAAACAGACGCUGUAACGUUCAAAGUAGUUCACGUCGAUCUCCGAUGGCACUUUGCGACUGUUAAGCUUAUUAUAACGAUAUAUAUUAUAACGAGUUAUCAUUCGAGGCCAUCAAACGAUAACAGAAACCCUAUCGAAGCCGUCAAAUGAUAGCAGAAAUCCCGUCGAAGCCAUCUAAUGAUCGGUGUCGGCCAUUUUCUUUGAUACCAAUUUCCCUCUAUUGUUCGCGUCGCACCGAUAAAUAAACCGCGAGCGAAUUCGAGCGAUGCCGCAACAACGACGCCGCGUUUGCCGAAUAGUGUGCUCUGUACGUUUGGUCGACAGAUGAAGUGGAUCCUCGUAAUUGUGUCGUUGAUACUGUGACCAAAAUUAUGAUGGCGCGUGCGGGGGUUGGCGUCGCCGGCGCUGGGAUGCUGAGGACCAGGCGCAGGGACAUUAGCGUGAAACCGAACAGGAAACUCGACCGGAAGUCCUCCAGAGGAAUGAUCUACGAGAACGAGGAGCUUCGACUCAGGACCAUUCACAUAAACGCCGAGGUCGAACAAGGCCAGAAUGACAUCAAGAAGCUGCGCAAGGAGAACGAGCAACUGCGUAGGGAGAUAUGGAGCCUACGGGACGAGUACGACAAGCUCGAGGAGAUUCUGAAGAGGCAGAAGAGCCGCGAGGAGAGCGAAGAAUACGAGAUUCGCUCCGACGAGGAUGACGGUCCGCAGUCCGACUAUUCCCUCGAGGAAGAGGAGGAGGAGGAGGACGAGGAGGACGAGGAGGAGGAGGAGGAGUUCGACGAGGACAAAACCACUCGGGUACCCGGCAAGGAUCUCAAUAAAGCUGAACAGCUAGAGAACGCGGAGAACCAGAAAAUCUCCUCGGAAAAGAUGACCAGCAGCAGCCUGCACAGACUGCACGUCGAUUUCGACGACCUGUCGGUGGUCGAGGAGGAGGAGGAGCUGAAGAAGGAGAAGGACAAAGGGUCCUCGGAAGAUGGCCAGCUGCCGAAAGAAGAGAAGAGCCCGUUCCCGGUCUUCAAGCCGAGACACCUACACGAGAACAUCCCGUUUUAUCCGGCCGCGUACGAGCCGCCCGGCCUAAGUGCUUCCAACUACUAUUCCGAGUGUCCCUUCAAGUUCCCGAGCACCUUGAAUCUGAUGAUGGCGCCAGCCAUGCAGGAAAUGGUGUCCCCGAGAUUACAGACGGACACGUUGCACCCUGGACCGAGUCUGGAGAACGAUCAGAUGGUGCACGCGCCGCCCGCGGGCUGGCAAACGAACCUAACGAUUCCUCAGAAGCAGAUCGCCCAAUUCGGUGCGAUCGACGCGGAGGCUUACGGUCGCGACCAGCAACGCUUCGCGUCGUUCUCGACGUUCUCCGCGCCUCUUCAAAGGAGAAAUCUCGGGCCCAAGGAAGGAAGCUGCGUGUACGCACCCUUCGGGGACCGGAUAGACCCUGAAACGGUAACCGAGAACGGCUGGGUCUUCGACGUCGGUCCGUUGAAAGACUCGAGGACAAAGGACGCCGAGGACAAGCCUAAACACUUUUUCGCCCCGUUGCCCUCGAAGACGAAGAGACAGCCCGACGACGCCUCGCCGACGAUCAGCCACUUCGGCACCGGGAGCAGCUCCUGUAGCGCGAAGACCGAGUCCACGGUGGUGUCCAAGAGCCAUCUGAUGCUGCAGAAAGGAUCGGCCGACGUUUACGUGAACGGGGCCAUACCCUGCGAAGACAACGUAUUCAGAAGCAAAGGCGAGCAGAGGACGUUCCUCAGCACGGACAACCUGCUGAUCGAGGACAGGUCCUGCAACCAGUUGACGAAGUCCAUGUCCUGUCAGGAUCUGUCCACGGAGUCUCAGCCAGCCUCGAUGAUCAGCGCCGAGGCCAGGCCGCAGAUAAUGACUCAGAGCGACAACACCUUGGACAACAUAUCGGACUCGAAGCCGUACAGGUCCCAUAUAAGCGUCACCCUGAAGAGGCCGCCCAGGAAGCAACCGGCCAGCCCGGACACGCCGGAGGUCCCCAAACUGCCGACGAUGGACUAUCGAGUGUUCAAGAACCCUUUCCUGAGAACCUUCGAUCCGGCCUCCGGUUACAGAGACCAGAGCAACGUGACCAGACCCCUGUCGGUCCAGGUGAGCGACGACAAUCCUCGCUACUUCCGAUCUCAGCACAACGCUCCGAACUUCCAUCGCGCGGGUCCGCUGGCGGACAGGUACAGGCCAGUGCAAACGGAUCAGAGCCGUCUUCUGAUCCCCUCGAACCAGUUGCUGAACGGGAAACUGGUCUCCCCGGCUGCCAAACACGAGAUCCAGGUGACCUCCUUCGAGAAGCCCAGCCCUCACACCCUGAUCGGCCCGUCGAACCCGUACGAGCUGUCCACUUUACGAAGGAUCACGUCCAACGCUUACUUGCAGAGCCAGAACCUGUACCAGAACAUGUCGUACGUUCCAAGAACGGGUUUGUACCCGCAGAGAGGGCUGAUGUACUACGACAGCCAAGCGCUGAAGGUCCCCGUGCAGACCCAGACGUCGAUCGACGGGGACUCUCACCACGAGGACGAGCAGACUUGUUCGCACGAGGAGAGCGCGCCGAGUACUCCGAGCGGGCAGCGUCGGAGGAGGACGAUCCGGAAGGAGAAGGCGCUGAAGACGCUGAACAACCUCUCCCCGACGGUGCAAAGGAGGUCCCUGAAGAAGCAGAUCAGCGUGGCUUCGUCGGAGGUGCCGGAGUCGCCUGGCAAGGCUCCGAGGCAGAGGGCCAGGAGGCUCAGCAUCACCACGAUCACGACGUCCGAGGGCCAGGAGGACAAGCACGAGAGCAGGUCCUCUUCGUCCGGGCAGGACUCGCCGAAGAAGGAGCAGACGAGAAGGGUGUCGCUGUACUUCAACGCCAAGAAGAGACCCUCCCUAGCCUCGGUGAAGACCAACCGGAGCGGCAGCCUGGACAUGUCGAAGGACAAGGACGCGAUGAUGAGCUCGGAGCGCGAGAGGACCACCUCGACCAGCAGCAGAGACACCCCUUCCAAGUCCAGGAAAGCGAGCACCAGCAGCGGCAGCGUGCCCUGGUGCGCCUGCUGGGGUAAUGGCUGCAUCUAGCCUCGGUGAUAAACUCGACCGGCCUCUGAAAGUCUGCUGACUAAUUCAACAGGCCUGGGAGACACUUAGGCGAACCAGUCUUCGCGAAGAGGACGCAAUUGUGAGCACGCUGGAAUUGAUGGCGGCCAUUGCGGGCUUACGACGGGGGACCUCUUAGGGCCGAGUGUUCUGAUGGAAGAUGGCGCAACGUUCUAAAUGUUCGAGACUAUGGAAUAGCAAUGGGGGUCGUAUGGGAUUGUACGGGACUGUGUAGAUCGCAAGGGGUGCGCGUGACCAGGGAGCGGUGAACCUUUUUGGGAAGUGGGUCAAAUGAUCGUUACUUUGGACUUUUUUAGGACUAGCUAGUGGAUCGCUGGUAAAUUAGGUGCGCAGUUUAAAAUGCUAGCGAUUAUGGUACGAGAAAUGGUAAUUCGAGUUAUGCAGCUCGUUUUUAUAGUUGUUGACGAUUCAUGACCAUAAAAAUGAACUGCAAGGAUCGAGAAUAAUCGUAUCUC
Molecule: messenger RNA, 6025 nt
Organism: Megalopta genalis
Lineage: Eukaryota; Metazoa; Arthropoda; Insecta; Hymenoptera; Halictidae
Source: RefSeq, a predicted model, not a curated record